AUGGGCCCCAGGGUAAUUGAGUGCGGUAAAUGGGCCAAGGAACCCGGACAAAAAUUGUGUUUGGCACAUCGACGGGACUCGAUGAAGAGGGAUAUUGAACAGCCUCUGACUCCGAGGAGAGAGAGUUCUUGUUCGGCAUUUCCCUUUGAUCAGCUACAACAACGACAGGAAUUCAGCAACAGAAUCGCCGAUGUAAGUUUCAUUUUUUGAAGGCCUCAAAAGUAUGUUCUAUUGUGACGAAAACGGAAUCGGGCCACCAAAGGACGAUCGAGUAUUUGUAACAAAUUCCCUGGCGCUAGAACUCGGCGUUUACUACGUUGCAACGACUAUUACUAAUGCGUUAACAAAUAUUUAUGCUGUUUGAUUUUCAUUUAAUUAAAACUGUAUUUUAGGUACUCAUAAACACAAAAUGCGAUCGUCGGGCUAAAUUCACAAUGAGUUUGACCUUGGGGUUAUUAGCUGCCAUUAUGCAAAUUCCUCCCAUAUUCUUGCAUUGGGUUACAAUCAGAGAGCCGAAACCAAUCAACCAGACCAACGAGAAGGGAGAACAGCUCGUAAGUUCAUCCACUUGAGCUCUCAUCUGACCUUUUUUGACUUUUACUCUGUUAUUUUUUCGGUCCGUAAAUAUGAUAAGUAGUCUCGAAAUGGGCAGCGGUCAUUCUAAAUCUUAUUUGAAUAUCUUAGGAAGUCCCGUUCUUCUUCGAAGUCGGCUAUUUCGCGAUGUGUAGAUAUCCGGCGUCCAACCUGAGUGAACUGAAUGUGGACGAGAGCAGGAUUGUGGCCGACUAUCCAGAAAUCUGUGUCGUUAAUCCAUACUUUACUGGAGAUGAUUUGAGUGACUUCAGUUUUGCCAGUAAUGUUGUUAACGGCAAGUUUUAUUCUAUUGAAGCAUUACGAUUAGAAGAAAUGUUUUUAAAUAUUCUUAAUCGAAAUUAUAAUACAGAAUUUUCAAAACAAUAAAAUAUUCAAUUUAUGGCUUAAUCCCCAUUACCAUUGAAAUACAUUGUAUAUUAGGGUGUCCCAUAAGUCUUGUGUAUUUUGGGGUCGUUGACUUGUGCGAAUUCCUGUGAGCUUUGUAACGAGUUACGAGAAAUGUUUGACAUACAGUUUUGAAGAUCAGAAAUUGCGCUUUUAAACCGUAUAUAGCAAGGCUGCAGGAAAUUCACCUGCUACCCGCACUACCCCAAUAUUGUACUAGACAUCAAAAAAAUUUUGCUUGCUGAUGUUGAAAUGGGUAUACAGUUUUUUUUUUAAUUUCUAUGCUGCUUAUAAAUGUAAGAGAUGGCGGUUUCAAGAGUACCAAACAUUAAGGGGUACAUUCGUUUAGGCCUUCGCAACGAGACUUUAAUUCUCACAAGGAAAGUACUUUUAUGGGGGCUCCUACUUUUUGACGGGAUAUACCUCAAAAAAUCAGAAAAAAUGUGCUGAUCAAGAAUAUAUAAAUCUUAGCUGCCCAUUUUAGGUUUUUAGCGGUGAAAAAUCCAUCGCAAGUUGAUUUAAAGUCCUAUAUAAACCCCUUUUCGCUUAAUUUUUCACAGGUUUACAAUUUUUAUUUUGGCUUAAAAUGAUGUUUAUUGUGUUUCUAAGACGUAAUAAAUUAGUCUUGGCACAAAAAUUUAUUUUUCCGACCUUCAGCUUCAAAAAAAGUUGAUUCAGCCCAAAAGGGAAAUCGAACCCGUGCGGCGUUCCCCUUCUUGAUUCCCAGACUACGGCACUAACCACUCGGCCACACCGCUCUCUUCCGAAGGGAGAGACCGACUGCGCUUUUUAUCGUUUCGGAUUCCUGUGCCUUUUGUAGGGAAAUUAGACCAGUUUUUGGGCAUUUUCGCCCCUAAAAACCCAAAAUGGGCAGCUAAGAUUUAUAUAUCCUUGAUCAGCACAUUUUUUCUGAUUUUUUGAGAUAUGUCCCGUCGAAAAGUAGGAGCCCCCAUAAAAGUACUUUCCUUGUCAGACCCAAAAAUACACAAGACUUAUGGGACACCCUAAUAGCUUACGCAACUUCUAUGUAGAAAUCGUCAUGAGCAAAGAAAACUUUUGAGUAUAAUAUAUAUGUAAAAACGAUUUUCAGGCCGUCUAGCCAUCCCGGGCCUCCUCCAUCUUCCUGGAGUUGUUCUCUGCUCUCUGGCCGUAAUAUUCUCCAUAUGGGGAGAAGUCCGUGUCAGUAAUCGAACCCUACAUGCAGCCGUUUUAUAUGUCCUGGGAGGUAAGAUAAGUGAUCUUAGCCAUUCUCUUACAGGCCUUUGUUUGUUCGGAGCGCUCCUUCAGGUAAUUGCGGCGGUCGACGAUGAAAUGACGCCUCGGAUGAAGCCGAACGCCGCGGGGGAUCCCUCGCAUUUCACUUACACAUAUAGUAAGUUUUUUAUGAAUCGAAAAUGUUUUAUGGACUGUGAAAUUUUGGAACGGGUUUCCGAUUCCAAAUUUUACUUUACAAAUAAACUUUGCAAUCUUGAAUUGUAGGUAAAAGUUUCUUAUCAGCAUCUCUGAGUUUCCUGCCCCUCCAAAUCUGCGUUUAUCUACAAACAGCGUCAUUCUUCAGCAGAUUCCCGCAGCCCUUGGAUAAAGCGGGGAUUGUCCCCGGGUUGAGGGAGAUGAGUAAGUAUUCAAUUAAUGUCUCCUUCAUGUCUCCCUAAUCCACAUUAAUCUUCACCGUGAUGUCUUUAAUUAGCUUCUGUUUAUAAGACAAAAAAGGGAGAUACCUCCAAGUCAUCUUCUUUAUAUAAAUAAUUACGUCAUCCAUAUUAAAGAUGAGGAAAUAAGUUUUAUUUUAGUAAAUGAGGUCAUAGACAGAACCAGGAAAGGAGGGCCGGUGCACAGUAACAGUGGAGCCCCCUUAAGUGCCAAUUCUCAUCGUCGAGAAUCUCGAUGUUCGCUUGGAUACAGCGGUCCGGCAUUUGGAGCGAUUCAACAAGAGGUCCCCCGAUUGGCCCCUCCUCUGACAGAGAAUGUUCAUCGAGGCUCCAUUCAAGUUUACAUAUAA
This is a messenger RNA of Bursaphelenchus xylophilus (pine wood nematode), 2977 nucleotides long. The record is from the annotation of a GenBank genome assembly. NCBI's taxonomy places the organism in Eukaryota, Metazoa, Nematoda, Chromadorea, Rhabditida, Aphelenchoididae.